AUGUAUUCUCAGCGCCCACUUUCUUAUGCUCCCACGCCAUACAGCUACACACCCAACCCCGCCCGGUCGGCCUCGAUCAACCUUGACGAAGUAUGGAUCCGUCUCCGCAUUGAUAGACAAAUUGACUUACAAUUGUUCCAGGAGGUCAAACUAGCAUCCAGUUCAGUUGAACGCGACUUGUACGAAUCCCUCGCCGAAAUAUACAGCAUCAUCGUCACCCUCGACGGACUCGAGAAGGCAUACAUCAAGGAUGUGGUCACCGAGGCAGAAUACACGGAGACAUGCACUCGGUUAUUGAAGCAAUACAAGUCCAGUCUCGGAGACGAGACUGUAUCGCGGGAGUUUGUCGACCUGGAAACGUUCAAGCGGACGUGGGGUUUGGAAUGCCCGAGGGCUACAGAGCGAUUGCGCAUUGGUCUUCCUGCUACGGUUGAACAGGCUUCUCACGGUGCGCCUGCUCCUAGUAUGGCUGCGGCUGCAGGACCGGCUGGGGCAUCGGGUAGCCUUAUUCUGGCGGCAACUGAGAACUUCAUUACAUUCCUCGAUGCGUUGAAACUCAACAUGGUUUCAAAAGAUGCACUACAUCCUCUCUUGUCGGAAGUCAUUCAGUCUGUGAACAAGGUAACAGAUGGGGACUUUGAGGAUCGCGGCAAGAUUAUUCAAUGGUUAAUUGCAUUGAAUCAGAUGAGAGCCACUGAGGAAUUAAGUGAGGAUCAAGCGCGAGAACUUGCAUUUGAUAUUGAGCAGGCAUAUCAGGGAUUCAAGGCGACGUUGAAUUGA
Molecule: messenger RNA, 780 nt
Organism: Penicillium arizonense
Lineage: Eukaryota; Fungi; Ascomycota; Eurotiomycetes; Eurotiales; Aspergillaceae
Product: ESCRT-I subunit protein VPS28
Exons: 2
Coding region: 1-780 (259 amino acids)
Biological process (GO): protein transport to vacuole involved in ubiquitin-dependent protein catabolic process via the multivesicular body sorting pathway
Cellular component (GO): ESCRT I complex
Molecular function (GO): protein-containing complex binding
Source: RefSeq, a predicted model, not a curated record